Mycena citricolor is the source of this 3205-nucleotide messenger RNA. The record is from the annotation of a GenBank genome assembly. Lineage: Eukaryota; Fungi; Basidiomycota; Agaricomycetes; Agaricales; Mycenaceae.
GUGUGUGUAACAGACUAAGACGAACAGACUAAGACGAGAUCCACUUGGCUAUCGCGUUCAGAGUUUCUGUGCGCUCUCGCUCGUGGAUUGAUGCCAGGACUACGAAAUCAUGCACUGCGUCCUCCAUCUCGAGAUACUCGACCCGAGCAGCACCCAUGCUCUUGACCAUCUUGUCGCGGAGAGUCCUGAUCGAAUCGACCAGGAUUUCAGAUCCUCCUGCAGAAAUGAAUGUGCGCGGGAAUCCAGAGAAACUGACGUCCGGGAUAUUCUUGGACGCAGGCGAGAAAUAAGCGUUGAAAUCCAGCGCACCGAGACCGAAAGGACCCGCGAAUGCUACGGUUUCGUAAUAUAUUCCGUUUUCUGGGAUUGCAAUGUAGUCCGACGGACGACAGGUGAAGAUAGAGGAGCCAGGAGAAGAGUGCGAGUUCCCCAUGUCACACCACGGGGAAAGCAGUACCAAAGCGCCGGGAACUGGCAGCUUUGGGUUGGGAUUCUCAGACAGAUAUCGCACGAGCGCCAGCGCGAGAUUGCCCCCGGCAGAGUCUCCUUCGACGAUGAUGUCGUCCGCAGAGAAUCCCAGAGUGUUCACGAGAUAGUGGUAUCCCGUAAGCGCGUCGAUGAGUGCAGCAGGGAAAGAGUGCGCCUUCGGGUAAGGGGUCGUCGUCGACAGCCGGUACUCGAUAGAGAAAGUGCGAAGCACAGGCUCAACGUGGUCGAGGAAUCCGCGGGGGAUGGCACUGGUUAUGUCUCCGGGAUGCGCUGAAAGACGCGUAUAUCCCCCACCGUGCAGCGCAUAGAGUAUCUUUUCGCCAGGCAUCAGCGGCGCCCCUAGCUCAAUUUUUGCAUCCUUGCGGUGGAUCCAAUAACCUGGUAGGCGAACAGCAGAGAUGUCGGCGGCAGCGGCCCAGCGUUUGAGAUUUCCCGGAAGUGAAGUAAUGUCCACAGGCUCGACCCACAGCCCGUGGUAUUCGGGUCCAAGUUUGAGUGCGAGGUGAUCAGGGACCUUCAUAAUGUAGCCGACACUAGUGACCUUGAGGGUGACAGCGGGGAAUCAGCGUCCACGCACUCACUACAAGCCCAACGAGGAGAGGUAGCGCAGCAGUUUGACUCGGAAAGCGCGUCGGAACGUCCACGACUGGCGUGGACGCGAAGAACUUGGAGCACGGUCAGUGCAGUUCGAUGCGACAAGAACAGUUCGCACGGGAUGGCAGACGAGAGAGCGUAGUAAGGAAUGCGAAGGACAGCGCUGCAUAGUUGCCACAGUAGAAACACUGCUUUGGCUGGCUGAUGUCUAUAUGGCGCGUAAUUCAGCGCAGGCGGAGCUGCGUCGUUACUGUAGUGACAUGGUUGAAAGGAAGUGCUAAUGCAACCGGUCUGUGGAGGACGUGCGCUGAUAUGCGAGUAAGCCCGGCAAUAUGCGGACGGGUGUGUAUUGUGGCAUGCCACAUUGGGUCUACACAGCCACGCCGAAUAUGGCCUCUCCCUCUGACAGUGACUUUCGGACUGAUUUCAGGACCACGGUCAAGCAGGAAGAGUGGUAUCUGAGACGGUUAUAUCCUACCCCCAGCGAUAUUCCAUCAUGUACUAACCAGCUGGACACGUACCUCGCGUGUAACACUCUCAAGAACUUGAUGAAGUCAAUGUACCGUUACGGACACUUCAGGGAAGACUGUUCUCUCAAAUUCGCGGAAUACAAGUUCUGUCUUAGUCUGAAGUGGAUGGCUACGGAGGAACAGCGUGACGCUUGGAUUCGACGAAAGGCUAUCUGGUGGGCCAAACGGCGAUUGGGAAAGAGCAGUGAGGAUGUCUGGGAGGUUAGGGAUGAGCCUUUGCAAAACUUUCCCAAACGUGUCGACCCGUUAGAAUACAUGCGCGACCGUCCUAUUGAAUAUAUGUAGAGACAAAAGAAUCGAGACCCUCUGUUCAGGCACCGGCCCCCUCACAAUUAUCUCUCGAGACUCGCGAUGCGUUCAAAUGAACCACCCGUCCCUCAGUGAGGUUGAACAAAGGUUGCGAAACGGGAUAGAGGAGCAAUGAGGACGUCAAUCAUGGGUACGACCACGUGCGAUCAGAGAUUCACGCGCCUUGCUUCUUGCUUCUCACAAUCGUCCCCUGCCAGUUCAUCGUUCUAUAGCCCGGCCCGUGGACUUAGGUCGGCCUGGAACUUCUGGCAUGGUUCGCAAGUGGUGGCGCACUACUUGAUGUCCAGGUGCACAUUGAUGUGCUGCAUAGGCUCGAAACGCAGCCCCUUGUAAUUGGAGUCUCUGGGUCUCUCUACCAGAGCUUCAAGUCAGAAACUAAAGCCCAUGAUGUAUUCGAAGACGAGCGAAGUAAAGGCAACGUCCGGAAAGUCGAAGCAGGAACGACUAGAGCUGUCAUCGCCACAACGGCCAGAAGGCCCGCGCAAAGUUUGAGACCUGCUGAAUCGCUUCCUCAAGAACUGAAAAACGGCGGUGUCUCUAGAGCACCUGCGAUCAUCCGUUCGGGACGGCACUCCAGUGGCUCGAGCGUAGAUUCGGCAAUCGACAUCUUAACCUCAGAUGAAGAGGAAAGCUCGAACAUAUGUUCGUCAUCGUCUGGCUCAACUAUGAUGUCCUCGCCGCCCACAGGUGUAACCCAGGUGAUCAAUUUGUCACCUAUGGCCACCAUCUCGGGUGUUCUGUCUCCGCUAUUUCUCGAGGACACACGAGAGAAACUCAUUCAUCUCGUUCAUCUCGUUCUUCGAGGUCAACCCAUCGACAGGCCGCUGCCACAAAUACGGCCGGUUUAGCGGCUGAUAAUGGCGGAGGGGUACUAACGAGCCCGGUUGUUUCGGCGACCAUUGAUCUGUCUAGCAGUUCAGCCGUUAGACACUCUUCGUCAUCUGGCUCGGCACAGGCUGUCAGUUCGAGUGCUUCAGUGCUGCCUCCUAUUACCGUCAAUGUGCAUUUAAGCACACCUGCGACCCAGUGCAGCACAUGCCACCAUGGAUUCAGCACAUAUCGACGAGACUUGCCGAUGACGGACACAUUCGUUGAACAACUGGAGGCAUUAGGGCUCUCUCAAGAUAGGCAGCUCCCCCUUCCCCGUCGGACCGAUCCUCGUUCGCCCAUACCCCGCAGCGGUAUGUCGGCAACGGGCUUCUAUGCGUGAGUCGCUCCUACAAGUGCAGUCCACACUUGUCUCACAUCAGCUAUGCGCAGUCCACUCUCCACAUCGUCGCCCC